AUGCUCGCCAGGAUCAUCUUCUGCGUGGUCAUCGCCGCCGCCGUCCUCGCCGUCGUCCUCCUCGCCACCGUCUCCCCGCUGCCGCACCGGUCCGGCGGCGGCCACAAGGGCGCUCCAGGCCAGCGCACCUUCACGGUGUACAUCCACCCCACGGUAUCGGCGCCGGUCGUGCAGCAAGAGCAACAAGUCCAAGAGCGCCGGCGAGGAGCGAGCGCGCUGGUGUUCCACCACCGGAUGACGGCGGGGCCGGAGAGCACGUCGACGACCGUCGGCGCGGCCUCUGGGUUUCUGCUCCCGGCGGGCGAGCGGGCCGCCGCGGCGUCGGUGUUCGACACGGUGCACCUGGCGUUCGACGGCGGCGCUGGGCUGUCCGGCAGCCUCUGCGUCGAGACGAGCGACGAGAAGGCGCGGCGGGGCGGGCGACGCCGGCACGACGGGGAGGAGAAGGUGCUGCGAGUGGUCGGCGGCACUGGCGCGUUCGCGUUCGCGCGAGGGCAUGCCGUCCUGCGGGGCCAGCGGCCCCGCCCUGGUGCCACGGCGGCGGCGCUGCUUCUUGAGCUCAGCGUUUCCUCUGCUGAGAGUUACUAA
Molecule: messenger RNA, 588 nt
Organism: Miscanthus lutarioriparius
Lineage: Eukaryota; Viridiplantae; Streptophyta; Magnoliopsida; Poales; Poaceae
Source: the annotation of a GenBank genome assembly